Molecule: messenger RNA, 4282 nt
Organism: Neohortaea acidophila
Lineage: Eukaryota; Fungi; Ascomycota; Dothideomycetes; Mycosphaerellales; Teratosphaeriaceae
Exons: 6
Coding region: 167-3886 (1239 amino acids)
Biological process (GO): proteasome-mediated ubiquitin-dependent protein catabolic process; regulation of proteasomal protein catabolic process; protein deubiquitination
Molecular function (GO): cysteine-type deubiquitinase activity; proteasome binding
Source: RefSeq, a predicted model, not a curated record
CGCUGAGCCUUUCCAAGCCUUAUACCACCACGGCGUUCUUGGAGCCUGCGGGCUCAUCACUCCUCAUUCCACCACCUCCUCCACUUCAUCUCCUCCUCAGCCCCGCUCGCGCCGCCCUCUCAAACCCCUCCUCUACCACCUCCCUCCCUCCCUCCGCCUUCAAGUAAUGACUUUCCAACCCGCUGGUCCUGGCAAGACCGCACCCAAGCUCCUCCACGACUUCCUCUCCUUCGAUCCGAUUCGCGGCAAACCAAAUGUGCUGUCAGACCAUACUCCGCCGCACGGUGAGGGCCCGCAGCUCGCCGCGCCGAUUGGCUCGUGCCGACAUGAGUACACCAACAAGUUCAAGCAGAGCGUGCCCCCACCCCUCGACCUACGAGCGGAUGGAAACACCACCUACAAGCUAGCGGUGGUGUGCAGAAAGUGCCGAAUCCACGCAGACAUCCAGAUCGAUCACUCGAACUCCAUCAACCCAUGCCCCGCCCCCGAUCAUCCUCUCCACCACUUUCAGCGAGUCACUCCCCUCGACCGAACAACGUCGGACCGUAUAAGAUAUGUCUGGAACUGUUCUGCGGCAGACUGUCACGCCAACCUCUUCAUUUUGUUUCGACGACCGCGACUCAUCGAUGCAGACCUCAACCAUCUGACCAAUCCCGAGUUGCUGAAGAGACGCUAUGAUGCGCUGGUACAAGAGGAUCCGCAUAGAGAUGGCUUGGCCGUGGCUACACCCAUGGACUCGCUGUCACGACUGCGCAGAUAUGUUUCGGACUCGCUGAACCCUCAGCGGACGAAGCGACAAUUCCCCUCGAACAAUAAGCGUUUCCAAGAAGCCUUCGGCAUCAACGGCCAUGAUUGCUAUGCGCUGUUGGAUGGACUUGGCUUCAGAUACGAGGAAAACACAUGGACUCUUCCGAAUCCUCCUUUGGUCCCCGAUCGAUUGCGCGCCUCCGGCGACCUGCCCCGCGAGCUGCUAGAAGACGUAGAAGUGGAGUUGCUUGCGAUAAUGUCCAAACUCUCGGCGGAGCUGGGAGUGCCCAACCCGGCGGCGGAGGAAAGCUGGUCGUCGGCAAACCGAGACAUUGAGCGAACGCUUGCCGCACAGGGCUACCCCCGUCAUGUUUCACAGCGGCGCGCAUCUGCAUCGAACGCUGAACUCCCAUUCUUCAACAGCCUAGGUGCACUGCCCGACUUCUCCGACUCCCUCAUCGAAUACGCAUACGACCGUCAAAUCCUCUGCGACCCCGAACAGCAGGCAUACUACUUUGAGUGUUUGCAGGAAAUCACGGAAAGCCGCAGAACCGAGCAGCUGCAGAUGAAGGUGGCCACCCUGCAGUCUCAGGACAGUGUGAGCCGCAGGGACAUUCUCGCUGCUUAUCGAUACCUCAACAUCCUCCCCAACGAGGGACACAACGUGGACGACGCUCGAAUCCUGGAGAUCUUCCAGGCUCAGCAGUCUGACCUUGGCCUUGACGCGCAAGAAGAGGCCCGGGCUCAUCUGUACAAGCUUGGUGUCUCGCGGUCCAGUCAAAUGUUGAUCAAUGCGUCAAGACAGUCCGUCGAGACCUACCAGGAUGCUCUUACGUGGCUCGGCAACGGCGUGAGUCAGAACACACCAGACGAAGGCAUUCUGGCAGUUUUGGCAAUCAGAACAGCAGACAAUCCAGCAAACGAGGAAAUCGCCCUCAAAGCUAUAUCUGUCAUUGCGAAGGAGCGCAAGAGCAAUCAUCUGAACAACUGGCUGCUCACGGGCAAAAACGCCGGCUACACCAUGAGCGUUGACGAAGCGCUGCGGCAUCUGAACAUCGAACAGGACUUAUCCCAGCUUGACCCCACCAUUGUCCCGGCCAUCUUCGACAGUGCUCGACAAGAUCGGCCUGGCGAACGGACGGAGACGGCCAUCUCCACCAUCCAGCAGGCAAUGGCUUACUCAAAUGUCGGCGGCCCUCAGCACUCAGCUGCCACCUGGCCGGUUGGCCUGACGAGCCACGGCAACACUUGCUACCUCAACUCCCUUCUGCAGUACUACUUCAGCAUCAAGCCUUUGCGCGACAUCAUCCUGGACUACGACAAGUACAAACUGGACACCACAACCCACAUAGAGAAGGACGAGCGAGUGGGCCAGCGGAAGGUGUCAUUGGUGGAGAUCAAGGGUGGGCAACGAUUCGCAGAAGACCUGAAGCACCUCUUCGAACACAUGAUCAAGUCACCUGAUUCCGCUGUGAAGCCUGAAGAAGAUCUCGUCUGCAGAGCGUUCUUGGAUCCAAGAGAGUACCGACUGCUGGAUGCGUCCCAUCAGGAACAAAGUGCGGCGAAGGAGCGGAGUGCUGUAGAGGAUUCCAGCGCAGCCAACCCAGAGACCAUCAUGACCAAUGGCGCACCAGCAACCAACGACAACCCUUUCACUGAUGGUCAGACUCUCGCUAGUCCGACAGAUACUGCAGAUGUCGAGAGGCACCAUUCGGUGGCGUCCAGCGCUACUCUACAGGCUUCAACGAAUGGAGAAGACGGCGACGUGCCUAUGAAGCUCGGCGAGAUGCCUCCCACUCCCCCGGCCUCUCCCGGACUCAAAGGCCAAGAGAAACAUACCGUGCCAGAGUACACGCCACCUCCAUUGCCACCCCGACGAAGAUUCUCUACCGCCAAAGAGGAAGCGUUGGAGAUUGCCAAAUCUAAUGCGCGGCAGCAGCAAGACGUCACCGAAGUCCACGAUGGAGUCAUGUUUCGACUACGCUGCGGCAUGAUGGCCCGAGGUCACGACAACAGCGGAGAGCAAACCGAUCCGAUGAGAGACUUGUUCAGCAUGGACCUGGAGGACACGAUUGUCGACAAAGGCGUGGAACAAAAGCAAGAGGUUCUCGCCGACUCCAACAUCCAGCUGAAUGUGCCGAGUGAGGAUACGGAUAUCUAUUCCGCUCUCGACGCCGUAUUCGACCUCGGCCCGUAUGCCGAAAAUUCGUCCAUGGAGAGAUACAAGAGUAUCACCGCCUUGCCACAGCUGCUGCAAAUCAACAUCCCUCGGAUUGGCUACUCUCCCUCCAAGCAAGGCGCGUACAAAGCGACUGAGUGCGUGCGGUUGGAGGAUGAGCUUUAUCUGGAUCGAUAUUUGGGCCGCACCCACCCGGACAUUCUUGCCAAAAGACGGCAGUGUUGGGGCUGGCGGAAGCGACUUCAGGCUUUGAAGAUCGAGCAAAAAAUCAUUUCGAAGACAUCGCGGACGGAUCUCGAUGGACCUACCGUCGUCGCUGAGGCGGCCAAGUAUCUCGCGUCUUUGGACCAGGUCAACAAAGACCUUAUGGCCAUCGGCGUGGAAGGCAUUCAAGGUGACGGUGACCUCACUGAUGCACUUGCCGCCGAAGCAGCCACUCUAGCACAGCGCCUGGCAGACGUGGAAGCGGAGAUUGAGUUGCUGCAGCAUAGCAUCGACGCCGAAUUCGCCGAUACGAAGAACGUAAAGUACCGCCUGGCGGCCGUCUUCUUCCACCGCGGCCAGCACGGGCACGGGCACUACUGGAUCUACAUCCACGACUUCGCCAACGACAUCUGGCGCUCCUACAAUGACGAACGCGUCGAGGAGUUCACCAAGCUCGACGAGCUCUUCGAAGCCAAAACUUACAACCACGGCACGCCCACGUACGCCGUCUACGUUGCUGCGGAUAAGCUCGACACCAUUCAAGCCGUGUGUCGCGAUCCGGAGCAGCCUCCCACCCCGCCACCGAUCCCGGAAGUGCAGAUUGAGCGCGAGAUCGAAAUGGUCGACACGCAAGCGCCGACGCAGGAGGAGGAGCAGCAUGCGGGCGGAGUUGCGACCGGGCCUGACGUUGCAAUCGAAGGCGGCGAGCAGCCCUGGGAUGAUCCCAGGCAAGUGGCGGGCAAUGCCAAUUGGUAGCGUCAUGGCAUGCGUCUGCCCUUGCGCUAAUCUGCUGCUCGUCGCCUCCAAAAUUCAAUGAACUACCGUUUGAAGUCGAGGGUAUUGGUGGGAAAGUGCAGCUGGAGCGCACGCUUGUGUCUACCUGGUCAUCACCGAGGACGAGGGCACGCUGGCGAUGAUAACGGUAAUGUUGCUAUUAAGCUUGCGAUGAAGGAAUGGUGUCCUCGGUCUUCGCUGCUGUCGUCCGCCGGGACCGAGUUGGUGAAAGGCGGAGGGAACGAUGCAGUCUGACCAGCAUGCGGACUCUUGGGGCUCAUCACUGCGAGGCAGGCUGGCUCUACCAUGCUUCAUUGAUCGCAAGGCAUGGGAGGCAUAGGUAUCUUAAUCACAAUGCGAACCCAGCGUUUCCGAGAA